Messenger RNA from Pelodiscus sinensis (Chinese soft-shelled turtle), 1225 nucleotides. RefSeq names its product mitochondrial ribosomal protein L37 (gene MRPL37). Gene Ontology annotation, cellular component: mitochondrion. The record is from RefSeq and is a predicted model, not a curated record. NCBI's taxonomy places the organism in Eukaryota, Metazoa, Chordata, Testudines, Trionychidae.
UGGCUGGCCCGGCCCCCACUGCCGCCCUGGGAGCGGGGCUGGCCCCACCCCCGCCACUCCCCGGGGCCGCGCUAUGAGGCGAUGCCGCUCUACAAGGAGCGCGUGUGCUACGUGUGCCACCAGCGCGUCAAGAUGCUGGAAGGAGUAAAGCAAGCACUGUGGCUAACAAAGACAAAGUUAAUAGAAGGCUUACCUCUGAAAGUACUUAGUAUUACUGAUGAACCAGCCAACCAACUAGAGAAUCAGGAUGAUAGAGUACAGAAUGCAAUCUCUCAUGCACGUGUCUGGAAUACCACUGAACUUAUUCCCAAGAGAGAGAAUUAUUGCCCUAUGCUCUUGGAAGACUUGUUACAUUUGUGUAGGACAAUGACUAGCAAGCAUCCUUCCCUUUGUAAAAGAAUGUUGGCUAGAGACUACAGAUUGGCAGCUACAUGGGAGAGAGAAUCAUCUCUUCUUCAAGUUCGUGGCAUGAAUGGAAUGCUUCUGAAUGCCAUGAACCCUUUACCGCCAGUAGCCUCAAAGGAUGAGAUUCUGGCUACUGAAAACCACAUUCUAGAGACCUUCUAUCCCGUCUCUCCUACAAUUGAUCUUCAGGAAGUUAAUGUAUAUGAAGAACGAAAUGAUAUCGGUUUUAGAGAGGGUUAUCCCUACCCUCAUCCUCAUACUCUGUACUUCGUGGAAUCAGCCAAUAUGCGUCCAACCCGAUUUAAACCAGAACAGCUCCGAGCUAAAAUGCUCAUGUUUGCUUUUGGCAAUGCCCUGGCAAAGGCUAAGAUUCUGUAUGGGAAUGAUCCCAAAGUUCUAGAGCACCCGGUAGUAGUACAAAGCAUUGGUUCAGAAGGACGCAUUUUCCAAUUCAUGGUGUUUCAGUUAAAUACAACAGACUUAGCUUCUAGUGAUGGCAUUAAAAACCUCGUCUGGAUUGAUUCUGAUCAGUAUAUGUAUGACUACAUCCGAUAUCUUCCAGCAAUCAGGAAGAAAGUUGUCAAGUAUCCUCCUGGAAUAUAUGGCUAUCGACCUGAAAUAUUCAACAAGUUUCUGGCACUGUAUUUGCAUGGAGCUGUGUAAAUUUCUACUCAAAUCAAAACACUUGAAGUUCACUUUCCAUUGUUGCUUUUCCAUCAGAAGAUUGUACAGCUGAGCAAAUACGAUAGCAUUCUGCUCUUAAAUGGUAUUUAAGAGUUUAAAUCUUAAGUUUUGAAAUUAAAGACAUUUUUUAAGCAAA